Paramecium tetraurelia is the source of this 2142-nucleotide messenger RNA. RefSeq lists its product as uncharacterized. NCBI's taxonomy places the organism in Eukaryota, Ciliophora, Oligohymenophorea, Peniculida, Parameciidae. The record is from RefSeq and is a predicted model, not a curated record. The transcript is spliced from 4 exons.
AUGUCUAAAAAGCAAAAUUCUUAGUCAGCUCCAGAGAUUCUGUAGUAUAAAGUGCGACCUCAAAAUCAUUAUUAAAUUGAGUAGUUAGUGUUGAAUGACAUGAAAAAAAAAAUCUUGAAUGAUGAGAUGAAUUCCAUCUAAUUCUAUGAUAUUAUACAACCAGAUAUGGUAUUGCAGAUUUAUAUUUAGAAUGAAAUUGUAACCACUAAUCCAAAGGAUCUCACAAAGAAACCCAUUAAGCUACAUAAAAAAGUAAAACGCUCAGAUUUGGAGUCGAAUUUGCGGAGUAAGUUAGUGAAUGAACCUGGUGGUAAAUUGCUACUUUAAGAAAUUUAUGAAAAAUUAGAUGAAGACGAGAACACUUAGUAAGUGAAACCUGUGCUUCAUAAGGAAGAACAAUUUAAGGGAAAUAGAUAGUAUAAGCCUGAAAGUGAUGACUUGAUGGUGGCCAAUCUCGAUUAAUGGUGGAAGCAAGUGAAGGUCAAGAAGUAGUAAGAGUUCGAGAAGAAAUAAUUGGAGAUAGAGAAAGAAAAGUAGGUAAUAGCCCAGCUCUAAAAGACAGUAUCGAUCUCCUCAUUUAGAAGAGGAGCUGUAGAUAAAAGGACUGGCACCACUAUCCUGCCAGCAUUCCCCAAAUUGAUGCAAUCUCAAUCCUCCGAUGAUAAAUCUCCAUAAACUGAAAAUCAAAAUCUAUUCUAAGCUAAAGUCAAAGGAUCAUUGGCCAAGUUAUCUAAUUUAAAGAAGGCAGAAUUGUUGCAUCAAGACAUGGGUCUAGUCAAAUAAUUGGAUAAGUAUCUUUAAUAAGGAUCUACCCUCACUUCAUAAGAACUAAUUAAUAUAGAAUAGGCAAGGCAAAAAUAAUCGCAUGAAGAAAAGCAAACUGACACUUUGAUCUUUGAUUACACUGUUGAGGGUUUGAAGAAUAGUUUGCAUACAAGGAUCAAGAUGCAAUUGACUAAUUUCUUAAAUGCAAAUGAGAGAGCUGUGUUUUAUGAAAAAUAGACCAAUUCAAUUUUACAAUAGAUCAAUGCCAAAUUGGAGAAACAAAAAAAAAUAGUCAAUAAAAAUGAUCGUGAUCUUGAGACUUUAAGGAUGGAGAAUCAUGAAAUAUACAAUAGACUAAGAUCCAUUGAGGAUUUAUAAAAAUAAUUGAAAGAAGAACUUGGCAAGGUUGGUAGCAACAAUAACUCAUAAGUGUAAAAGUCUUAGAAGUCUUCUAAUGUUGAUUUUUACAUGGCCACAGUUGGAAAACAGAAUGAAAUAGAAACUCAAUUAGAAACUAUGAAAGAUAGUUACAAAAAAUACAAAUUGCAAAUUAAGCUCAAUUUCAAAUAGAUUGAAAAAUUAGAGACUGAAAAUUCUAAAUUAAACAAAAAUAAUAAAGAAUUAUUAAAAUCUAUUCAAGGAUUUCUAUUGGAAUUACUUAAAAUUGGUCUCGAUUGUAGAAAAUAAGGUUUAUGCUGGAUUGUAAAGGCUGUUUGGGAUACAAAUGAAAAAUUAUCUGAUGAUAAUUUCCCUUCUUAUUUAGAUUCUAAAGGAAGAGAAUUUUUAAUUUAGAAAGCCAAAAAAAUGAUUGAAUUGAAUGAGUUGUUUAUAAGAGCUCAUCAACUUUUUGGAAGUUAUCAUGGAAGGUUAGAAACCUCAUAAGAUAAUUUAAACAAUUCGAUAUUAUCCAUUUUAUCUAAAAAUCAUUUUUCGUAAAUUGAUUCAGAAGACAUUAAGAGAAAGACUUUAAGAGAUAGGAGAAUGAAAUCAAGUGGAGAAAUCAAUCUAUUACUUAAAGGAUUGAAUAGAGAUGAAAAACAGAGCAUACAAGGAACUCUUACGUAGAUUUUCUAAAGUAAAUAAACUUUGAAUGAUAUAAUAUAUACUGAAGCACAGAAGAAAAUAUAAAAAAUGUUCAAAACUGAAGCCAGUGUCAUCCUAGAGUAAUCUUUUAUUUCAGAAGACAAAGAAAAAUUAAUAAGAGAAUACUAAUAAAUCUAAAAAGACAUUGAAAUCAAAGAGGGUUUGUUUAAGAAAUUCGAAGAUUUGGAAUUGUAGAGAGUCGUUAAGGAAAUAGAAUAUAAAAAUGAUAUUUUAUAGUUAUAAGAUUUUCUGUAGAACCCUUAUAAGUAUUAUCGGCAUUGUUUGGAUAUGUGA